AAAUCGUGCAAGUAAACCGAAACUGUAUCAAAGUUCAUUUUGUAAUCAAAGAUUUAUUUGUCAUAAUAAAGUCGUAAAAAUAAUAUAAAUAAGUCUUAGGUAAAUUAAAAAAUGGCUUUGCCAGCAGCGCAGCCAGCUGAAGUACUCCGAGCAUGGCAGAAAGACGAUUUGUACGAGAAGCAACUGGCAGAGUCGCUGGCUCGUCUCAUGCCUUCUCAUCAUGCACCGAAGGCUGCUCCUUUAUCAUCAGUGCUUUACAAAUUUUUUACUACCCUGAAGGAACUUCAAACACUCGGAGAAGAGUACUCAGGCAUUGUACAAGUUGACGAAACUUACCAUAAACUCCCGACCUUUACCAGCAGACUUUUAAGCAUACUGUUAUCAGCUUUUGGUGAAAAUCUAACUAGAAAGAUACUGCGAAAAGCCGAAAAGAGUGUCGAACACAGUACAGCUUUACGACCUGAAGCUCAGAACACGUUUCUUGUUAUUAUCAAGGCCGUGAACAAUAUGGUGCCACAAAUUGAAAGCAUACACCGUGCAUUAAGUUACAUCAAAGGAGGACCAUUACAAAUAGGAAAGUCAAUCACUGCUAUAGAUUACGUCCACGUACGCCCUGCAGCUGCGGCGUAUUACGCUCAUUUGAGGUUAUUGGGAAUCGUUACACUUUUACAUGCCUUUAUAUCUUGUGGACAGAGCAUUUACCAGGCCAAAAAGAAUAUGGACUUAAUGAGAGACUUUCCAAAUGAAGUGGAUAGCAGUAAAUCAUGUGUAGCAUGCCUGGAAGAGAUGCUGCAACCGUGUGUGCUUCACUGCGGACACAUUUUCUGUAUGAACUGCUGUUACGGAGCUUUGGAGACGUGUGCAUUGUGUCGGACUCCUUUUACUAAGAACACUGUUGUGCCAUUGAUGAAUUAUUAUCCAGGACAAAAAUAGGUUAUUGUGGGAAGCUUAGUCAUCGGCGGCACUGUGGGAACCUCAUCUACUGAUUCUACUAUAGAUGCUGUGGCCAAUGAUAAUACCAAAAAAAUUACCUUACCUUAUGGGUGUAAUGAUAGUAAGCUACAUAGUAGCAGUAAGUGUCAUGGACAACCAACUUGUUAUUUUAUGACCAGUGAUAUUAGCUUAAAUAUUUUUGUAAAUUGGUGUGGGGCAUUUUAUGUCGUAAAAUAAAAAUAUAU
Molecule: messenger RNA, 1178 nt
Organism: Pectinophora gossypiella (pink bollworm)
Lineage: Eukaryota; Metazoa; Arthropoda; Insecta; Lepidoptera; Gelechiidae
Gene: Pex10
Product: peroxisome biogenesis factor 10
Exons: 1
Coding region: 112-933 (273 amino acids)
Biological process (GO): protein import into peroxisome matrix
Cellular component (GO): peroxisomal membrane
Molecular function (GO): zinc ion binding
Source: RefSeq, a predicted model, not a curated record